Messenger RNA from Penicillium verhagenii, 2370 nucleotides. RefSeq lists its product as uncharacterized. The record is from RefSeq and is a predicted model, not a curated record. NCBI's taxonomy places the organism in Eukaryota, Fungi, Ascomycota, Eurotiomycetes, Eurotiales, Aspergillaceae. The transcript has 2 exons. Bases 1 to 2370 code for a protein of 789 amino acids.
AUGGAUCGUUACAGCAACCACCGACCUCCUUCCUCCAUGCGCAGCUCAAUCAACUCGGUCAACUUCCACAAUGUGGUUGCCACGGUCACACCACCCGCUUCCCCCCCUACGUUUCCAUCGUAUCCACUAAGUCCACCGGGGAAACGUACAUCAUUAAGUUCAACCAAUACAGGCCUCGCAUCCCCUGAUACCAAAACGACCGUCAACGGCUCACGUCGGCCCCACAGCAAUACCCUGAUCGAGGCCGCAAAGAUCAGAGCUCAAGAUGAGCAGGAAAUGCAAAAUUUGCUCCACGGCAUUCAACUAUCCUGCCAGAUCUGGAAUCCCGAGAUCGAGCCCGAACAUGAAACAAACGAGCUUUGCGAAUGUGCGGUGCACAAAUACUUGAAGCGGAAGAUUGAUCGUUUGCAAACUCAGGAAAUGUGGUCGAAAGCCGUAAUAUACCCUGGAGAAAAGCCAUACGAUGACUGUACUCACUUGCGCCUCUUCAACAACAACCCUUACUCAACUGAGAUCAUCUCCCCGUAUGGACUGCCAGGGGCGACUCUAUCAGGGACCGUUCGACCAGAUCCACAGAAUCAUGCGACUUUCCUUCAACAGAUGAUAACACUGGAUUCGAGUUUAAAUGCAAAGGCUAAAAUCGCCGUUCAGGCCCAAGAGCCAUCCUUCAACAUUUGGGAUCUUGAACAUUUAGAGUCUUUGGUAUCAACUAUGGCAAGUCCACGCACCUCAAGCAAUGGCCAUACCCCAAAUGAUAAGCCGUCAAAACGUGCAAGCAUUAAAAAGGCUCUAUCGGUCAGGACUUCUGACGAAAGAGCUGCCGGGAAUUUCAAAAAGAAGUUUUCUGGAGGACUCGAACGCCGUCAAGAAAUCAUCACGGAGGAGGAAGGUCGGUGGCAAGACGAUGAAGACAGACAUAUAGUGGCUGUAUAUCAGCAAACGGUUGGAAUCACAGCAAAAGUUCACGAGCUCCGAACACACCAGCCUCUCCAAUAUCUCCACCUCCUGCGUGCAGGAUAUUUUGAGCCCAUACCUAUAUCCUGGAGCGGAGAAUUACAGACCUCUAACCCCCUGCGAUUCUCCAUUGAUGCAGCUGUAGGAUGGAGAGGAAUCACACCUGACUGGAGAGGCUACGACAACACCGCCGAAGAAAGAUUGUAUUGGACUCUAAGCAAUCGAGACGGAGGAGGUGUUGUUCUAAAGCCCGACAUCGUUUCGGCGCUAGAGAUGGCGCGCAUUCGACUAGAUACAGCAGUGGAGAUACCCCCAGCAUAUCAUGAUCCCGAAGAUACUUGCCAUGUUCAAAAUACAUCCCAUGGCUACUCAAAACAGGUCAAAUCCAUUUUCAGAUGGAGUACCCCGAUGUCGUCGACUGAUGAGACAAUGAUUCUGUUGGAUGUUUCGGGCUCUAUGGACUUCAACCCCGCACGACCAAACUACAAUAAAUCUCUCAUUACCGGCUAUGUUAAAACUAACCAGCCAAAGAACAAAGACCUUGCAAAGGCGAUGAUUCGUCGUUUUGUUGAUGCACUAGGAAAUCAUGAUCAUGGAUGGCAAGGUUAUCCACUGAUAACUUUCUCCGAUCAAGCUGACUACUUGGGAGUUGCGAGUGGAUGGAAUUUGAGUGAAAUUUGGGAGAAAGUUCAAUUUGGCGGACGCACUCGAGUCAUGGCAGGGUGGGAUAAGAUAAAGGCACUGCACUUUCAAAAACAUUGCGGAACAGCGAAAUAUCACCCAGUAUAUGGAUGGCAACCUGGUCCGAGAACCCCCAAUAUACGACUACUUCUGAUACUUGACGGUGAAGCAAGCGACAUGGAUGAAUUUGAACUGGAGCUUUUGGGUCUGUCUUGGGCAUAUACCACCAUAUUCCUGAUCGGCACGGAAGGAAGUCUCAGCCACCACCGACAUGCCAACAAGCUACAAAGAAUAAGCGAGGCCAACCCUAGAGUAUCUUUUGUCGAAGCCCAAGGCAAUGUCUCUGAGCGUUUCAUUCUCCACGAACUACUAAAACGCCACCUCGGCCGCGAUCUGACAAUGGCCGAGUUCAGAGACCUGCAGACAUUCACAGCCGAGCUACCCUCACCCGAUCAAAUCCGCCAUGAACAACGACAGUCAUUUGGAGCUCAUCUUGAGCAUUUACCCGUUGAACUGCCAUCUCUAGAAGAAACACGACACUGGCAGAUUCAACAGCACCUUGUACCAUCUCCUAGUUCUUCAACGCCUUUGGUUGAACUACGAGCGGAUCGAGACCCAAUUGAGCUGCCUGCUACAGAGUCAUUGUCGCAGCGAUAUACUACAUUCCCUCCCCAACCCACCUCUGGAACAUUUCACCUCCCACCCCCACGCCCGCGGCCAUUGAAUCGUGAAUAA